Molecule: messenger RNA, 1034 nt
Organism: Aspergillus steynii IBT 23096
Lineage: Eukaryota; Fungi; Ascomycota; Eurotiomycetes; Eurotiales; Aspergillaceae
Product: pyrroline-5-carboxylate reductase family protein
Exons: 2
Coding region: 100-954 (284 amino acids)
Biological process (GO): L-proline biosynthetic process
Molecular function (GO): pyrroline-5-carboxylate reductase activity
Source: RefSeq, a predicted model, not a curated record
UUUCUGCCCGUCAAUUGUCCCUCCGCGUCUUGCAUCUUGACUCACUCCAUCCCCCAGCAGUCAACCUCCCCUCAAGACAAUCUCCAGAACCCAUCCACCAUGCCUUCCCUCCAAGAAAGCAAGCUCGCCUUCAUCGGCGGCGGCAACAUGGCCUCCGCCAUCAUCGGCGGCCUCGUCAGCAAGGGCGUCAACAAGCAGAACAUCUGGGUCUCCGAGCCCUGGGACGUCAACCGCGAGAAGAUCGCCGCCACCGGCGUGCAGACCACCACCUCGAACGUCGAAGCCGGCGGCCAGGCCGACCUCGUCAUCAUCGCCGUCAAGCCUCAGGUCACGAAGAGCGUCUGCGAGGAGCUGGCCGCCGCCUGGGCCCAGCGCGACACCCUGCCCGUCGUCGUGAGCAUCGCCGCCGGUAUCACCCUCGGCAGCAUGCAGCAGUGGCUUCGCACGGCGGAUGGACGGACGGCGCAUAUUGUGCGCGUCAUGCCGAAUACCCCUGCGCUGGUGGGAGAGGGUGCCUCGGGCGCGUUCCCGAGUGCUGAUGUCACUGGGGAGGAGAAGGAGUUGGUAAAUGCGCUGCUGAGCAGCGUUAGCAAGGCGACGGAGUGGGUGGAUAAGGAGGAGCUGCUGGAUGUGGUGACGGGCCUGUCUGGAUCGGGCCCCGCGUACUUCUUCGCCAUGGUUGAGCAUCUGGUCGCCAGUGCGACUGCCCUCGGUCUGUCGAAGGAACAAGCCACUCGCCUGGCGUCGCAGACCUGUCUGGGAGCCGGCCGCAUGCUUACCGAGUCGUCGGAUGACCCUACCCAGCUGCGCAAGAACGUCACCAGUCCGAAUGGAACCACGCAUGCCGCUCUGCAGACCUUCGAAGCGCUGGGUUUCCAAGAUACGGUGGACAAGGCUGUUAAGGCGGCUACGGAUCGGGCGGCCGAGCUAGGAAAUACCCUGGGGAAGCUAUAGAGUGAGGUUUUAUUCAUGGGUCUUGAGCAAAUUGUUCACCGGAAUAUACAAAAUUUAAUAGAAUCUGAGUUGUACUCGUG